AUGACCCUUCUCGAAAAUGUGAAGGUUGUGGAUCACGGCACUGCUUCCAAGUCCCUUGGAAUCUCCAAGGCCGCAUGUCGCAUAUGGUUCAUUCGACUUCAACAAAAACACGGGACCAAGGUUAAGGGAAAUGGGACUCCUCGCGGCAAGCAGGCACAGGGCCACCCCAACAACGAGGAAGCGACGGCUGGAGAGGGGACCAACAAGUAUGGGGCCAUCGAGAACUGA
Molecule: messenger RNA, 228 nt
Organism: Penicillium crustosum
Lineage: Eukaryota; Fungi; Ascomycota; Eurotiomycetes; Eurotiales; Aspergillaceae
Exons: 2
Coding region: 1-228 (75 amino acids)
Source: RefSeq, a predicted model, not a curated record